This is a messenger RNA of Filobasidium floriforme, 4304 nucleotides long. Its product is annotated as autophagy-related protein 13-domain-containing protein. Gene Ontology annotation, cellular component: cytosol; extrinsic component of membrane; phagophore assembly site. Gene Ontology annotation, biological process: piecemeal microautophagy of the nucleus; autophagosome assembly; mitophagy. NCBI's taxonomy places the organism in Eukaryota, Fungi, Basidiomycota, Tremellomycetes, Filobasidiales, Filobasidiaceae. The coding region runs from base 219 to 4262 and encodes 1347 amino acids. The transcript has 4 exons. The record is from RefSeq and is a predicted model, not a curated record.
AUCUGGAAUGACCUCUAUCAUCGUUAUGAGCAGUCUUGCCAACAAGGCAUCUCCCGCAUGACCUAGCGAUGAUCAGUCAGGCGAUCGUCAUGUGACCUGUAGAGCUGCAUAGAUUGGACCUCAUCGAUAUCGCAGCAAUCGUCAUCACUUUGACGUCAACCCCGAUCUUUGCCUCUACAUUGCCCCCAGUCCCUAUCCAUCUGCUCGACUAGGCAGUCAUGUCGACAUCCUCUAUCUCGCCGCAGCAGGAUCAACAGAGGCAAGAUCAGAUCGUUCACCGGUUCUACAUCAAGACGGUCGAGGUCUUGACCGAAGCUAGGUUAUCUACCGGGAAUGCGAAUGAACGGAGGUCGUCAGGGAGAGAUGAGGAUGGGUCCAGCGGGGUUAGGAAAGGCAAGAAGGAACCGAGGAUCGAUAAAUGGUUCAACUUACCACUCCCUGAUCCCGAGGUCUUUCGAGCCGAUCUAGAGGCGUACAGGUCCCUUUCGACCUCUUUCCCAGCAACGACUUCCACUCCGUACGCUAUCGUACCUCCCCUCCUCAUCGCCUUCAUCCUCGACGUCUCCGAUCUGCCUUCGAAGCACGCCUUGGUAUACAGAAGGGGUAGCGACGGAACGCACACGGUCUCGGAACGAGGUUCUAAUACCUACCGGUUGGAGUUACCGAACGAGACGGGAAAGGGUAAAGAACGAUCACGGGGACGAGCAGGAACGUCAGGCAAAUGCCAGGGAAUCGUUCUCGAAAGAUGGACCUUGCGAUCGCUCCAGAUCCCAUCCGACGCCACGCCCGUCACCUCGGCAUCGACAUCCCCGCUCAACUCGAUCUCCUCGUCCUCCACGUUCAUACGACCUGCUCAUCCUCGUUCAGGAGACGGGACCACUAAGACCUCUUCUCAGACACCUUAUCCUUCGUCCUCGGCUUCGUACAAAUCAGGGAUCAUACACUUCAGAGCGUUGUACCAAUACGUCAGGCUCUUGCCCGCUUACAAAGUCUUUCGACGAUUACGUCGAGCUAGCACUUCUACCGGUAACCUGCGAGUCGGAGUGAAGCUGUGGUCAGCCGAGGGCUACGAGGAGGAGUGGAUCAGGGAAGGAGAUCCGAGUGAUGAUGGGUUGGAUGAUGACGAUGAUAGCGAGGACGGUCAGAUGGGCCGAAGGUCGCCGACUUAUCGUAGGAGGACGCCCGAGGAAGGGAUAACGGAAGCGUGGAAGAAGAUGGAGGAAGGUCUGAUCGCCCUGGAUCAACCGCUGGCAAAGUAUGCUUCGCCCAUCUCAGGACCGUUGGGCAGAGACGAUCCGGCCAACAGACCACAGCCUUCGGAAAAGACCAGGGAUUACGAGUUCCCGACGUUGCCUCUCUCACACGGUCUUUUCUCGCUGUCGGUACAAGCUCGGGAAGAGGUCGACAUCUGGGCCGAAGAUGUCGAAUCCAUCCUGUCGUCCGCGUUGGCCGGGGUCGAUCUGCAAUCGAGAAAGGAAGACAGCGAGGCGGUAGAUAUGGGUCAGCUGGACCUGGAAGAGGAGUACUUCACGCCGACUUUGACGGCUAGACGAAAGGCGAGCACUUCGACCACCCCGGUAGCGGAGCUCAACUUGGCGGGUGAUCGAGGUUCUUCACCGAGGGUUGGUCUUCCUCUGGAUCGAGCUUACCCGGGAGAGACGGGCGUUGCUGCGGGAAACACAAUGCACGAGACUUCGACGGCAGUACCGACAAAACCUCAGAGGCCUCGUAGGGUAAUUUCCGAGUCACAAGUAGGCUCAGGCGCAGGUAUCGGCUUGGACGCUCGAGCGGGAGCUCAAGACGGCCAGUCUGUCAGUCCCGCUGAGAGCGGAAAAAUCGGCGGUCUUGCUGCCGACGUGGGAGAUUUCCCGUUCGCAAGAUCCGGCGUGAGACAAGGAGUCCCGGUUCCCGUAGCAAGCGGGCCGAGCAGUUUCGGCGAGAGAUCGAGGGCUGUAGGUGGUCCCAGCCAGCUCUCUUUGUCGCCCUCGGCUGCUAUGGGUAGCUUCAGACGAAACUCACAACUCCCGCAUGAGAGCGGAGCCUCAGCUGGCGCUUCUUCGAGCUUGGGCAACCGUUCUUCCCCAUUGGCGGUGGGUAUCAGAACCGGUGGCAGUCUGGAGAAUAGGGACUCUCCGACAUCGCGAACGAGCCCGUACUUGUCGAGUUCAGGAAGGUCUUUCAGUCUCCUCAACGAAUCUCGACCGAGAUUGUCCAGCCUUACUGGUCAGCCGACACUGCCCGGAACAAGCCCUUCGAGAGCUUCCUUCCGUGGACCUAGCAACCUGAGUCCGACUUCGGGUAGUAUACCGCGAUCGGGUACUUCUUCUCGACCAAAUUUGACCGGACAUCAUCAUCACUCGACUCCUACACCACCUAUUCCCGAAUUUCAUGAGGAAGAAGCGGCCGGAAUUCCCGUACCGGUCGCGCCUCAGAGUCUCAAGCGUUACUCUUCUUCAUUCGGGCAAAGGAGACCGUCUUUCACCCUGGGGGUCACUCCAGGAGCAGCGAGCUCGACUGGCAGUAGCCUCGAUCCUGGUAGCCUUUUGGGGGCCGGCGGGCACAGCAUGAGCAGGACGAAUACUCGAUUGUCUAGCUCUUCUCGACCGCCCUCCUUUUCGAAUGCUCCUGACAAGGGCGACAUCAACAUGUUCUUGAAGACGCUAGAAAGCAUGCCUCGACCACCUUCACUGGCGUCGGCAUCCCAAUCGCGUGCAUAUUUACCAUCCACUUCGUCCUCGCUAUCCAAUCCACGACACUCGGUAUUGGCAACAGGUCCCAAAUUGGGGGGAUCACCGGGAGAAUCUGGCCCGUCUUCUGGCACCGAUUCGAUGGUGACCGGUGGUGGCAGUGCCUUUAUGCGAAAACGUAUGACUAAAGCCGAGGUGGAUGCGGCGUUGAUUAGGAUGGCCGGAAGUUACACGCUCGCUGCGCAGCCUUUUGCUCAGCCCGGUAGCAUCCCGUUGACAGGCUCGGCACUCGCGACCUCAAGCUCAAUCUCGCCGGUAGACAGGCUGACUCCUGCUGCCCUGCGAACGUCUUCGGUCAACCGACAAAAUUCACCACUGGUCGGAGAUCGCACCGAACAAUCUGUUACAUCGGGAGAGCCUAUGCGAUCCAGUACACAAGCUGCAUCGACCCGCGAUGUCGGCUUCGUUGCAAGAAUCGGAUCGAGCGUGAAGAGUAGUUCACCUCUCGCUCAGGCUCCGAUUCAAGCAUCGCCGAUGGACCCUCCUGCUACACGACAAGCAUCCUAUCAAAACCGAAUUCACUCGGGAGAUCAGCUUUCGCGUGGCCAAUUUCAAGAGAACAGGCGUGCUGGCGAGCGGUCUCUUCCUAAACCCGAAACGUUUGACUUGCCGGACGAUCAUGCAGGUCGAGCGACAUCCGAUAGGAUGUUACCGAGGAUCGAUCGCCAUGUCCAAUCCCUUCCCGGCAACAGCCAUGGAAUCAGCCUUUCGAGGAAUCAUUCGCUACCGCCACCGCUACCUUCCACCUCGGCGAGCGGAGAUGCAGCGAGUCUGCCUAUUCCGAUACACGGCGAGCGAGACUCGAAACGACGAGCGCCUGUCUUGCAGCGAGGCGGUUUCAAUCAGCUGAUGUCGUCGUCCCGUGAUAAUACAUCGGGACCCGCGACCGGCAUCAGCUCUAUCAGUGUUGGAGGCAGUGCCGAUAUGCAUGUUGGGUCCGCUUCGCCGGCUAGGAAGGUCUCGCGAUCAGUGCCCGCACGUGACCUCUUGGCGAGUCCCAGAAAUGGCAGCCAGCACUUACCCUCGCACACUGUACUCACGUCCGAGUCGUCGCCUGUAGGACCCGCUCACGACGCUCCGGUACCGGCAGAUACUGCUGACCGAGACCAGCACCUCGCAAAUGUCUCGAGGCCUGCCUUGCGCAGUCAUUCAUCAUCGAUCGGUCCGCCACAUCUACUCAGAGCGUUGUCAGGGGGCUCAGCCAUUGGACAGGUAGCAGGGAACAAUGUCCGCGAACAACUUUCGAACGAACAGUCGGGCGUUAAGCGCACAGGAGCUGCGAUAGGCAACGAUCUCGUCUAUAGGACCUCUAGCGAAAAGCAGCAGUCUUGUGCGACGGCGCCGUCUUCUUUCGAUGAUAGGAGGGGACCUAUAGAUCACGCUAGGCCCGGAAGAAGGUGGGCAUCCGAGGAAGAUCAAAUCAGAGAUAAUGCCUCGCGAGGUAGUGGAUAUGCUCACGAUGAUAACGAAGAAUCGGUUGUGGGGGACCUCGAAAUGAGCGAUUGUAACAGAUGAACGAUAGACUUUAUGAAGUAAUGAAUACUGGAAGCCUGUCUG